GACACUAGAUGCUUUUUUUCCUGUUGCCCUGCGCUUGUGUUGUUUUGGUUAGCUGGAUGUUAGCCCACGCUUUCUGCUCUGCUGUAGCCGGCUGUAACGGUGAUGGCUCUCCCAUGAGGCGGGGGAGCGGCUCUGGGCUUUGUGGUUAAACGCCGAGUGAAGCGCCGUGGCCAUGGCCGGGGUUUUCGACAUCGAUUUGGAUCAACCGGAUGAGAAUGUCUCUGACGACGAACCUGAGGACGGGGGCCAGCUCAGUGAAUACAUGGAGCAGUGCAGUGGCUUUGAAUUUAACAUGGAUGACUGUGAGAAGUUUGAAAUUUCAGAGAACAGCGUGAACAAGGGAACAGAGCAGAUCAGGCCUGAAUGCUUUGAGCUGCUGAAAGUUUUGGGGAAAGGAGGCUAUGGAAAGGUAUUUCAAGUUCGGAAGGUCUCAGGUGCUACCUCUGGGAAGAUAUUUGCUAUGAAAGUUUUGAAGAAGGCCAUGAUUGUGCGUAACGCAAAGGACACAGCGCACACCAAAGCUGAGAGGAACAUUCUGGAGGAGGUGAAGCAUCCUUUUAUUGUGGACCUCAUCUACGCCUUCCAGACAGGGGGAAAGUUGUACCUCAUCCUUGAGUAUCUGAGCGGAGGAGAGUUGUUUAUGCAACUGGAAAGAGAGGGUAUCUUCAUGGAAGACACAGCAUGUUUCUACCUGGCUGAGAUCUCGAUGGCUUUGGGUCACCUGCACCAGAAGGGCAUCAUCUAUAGAGACCUGAAGCCUGAGAACAUCAUGCUCAACAACAAUGGGCAUGUGAAGUUGACAGACUUUGGUCUAUGCAAAGAGUCCAUUCAUGACGGAACAGUUACCCACACCUUCUGUGGUACAAUUGAAUACAUGGCUCCAGAGAUCCUGAUGAGGAGUGGACAUAACCGGGCAGUAGACUGGUGGAGUCUGGGAGCUCUCAUGUAUGACAUGCUAACAGGCGCACCGCCAUUCACUGGCGAAAACCGAAAGAAGACGAUUGACAAAAUCUUGAAAUGCAAACUCAGCCUUCCACCUUACCUCACACAAGAAGCCAGGGACCUUCUAAAAAAGCUGCUGAAACGAAAUCCCUCAUCGCGACUCGGGGCUGGACCAGGAGAUGCUGCUGAGGUUCAGGCUCACCCAUUCUUCCGGCAUAUAAACUGGGAUGACCUCCUUGCUCGCAAAGUAGAGCCUCCAUUUAAACCUUUCCUGCAAUCGGCCGAUGACGUCAGCCAGUUUGACUCCAAGUUCACCAGCCAGACUCCGGUGGAUAGCCCGGACGACUCCACGCUCAGCGAAAGUGCCAACCAAGUCUUCCUGGGUUUUACAUAUGUAGCCCCAUCUGUGCUUGAAAACGUCAAAGAGAAAUUCUCCUUCGAACCAAAAGUGCGCUCACCGCGGAAGUUCCCAGGAAGCCCGAGAACACCUGUGAGUCCGGUGAAGUUUGCAGGAGGGGACUGUUGGCCCCGGGGACCCACAGUGACAGGCAGCCCAUGCAUGCUGUCCCCUGGCAGCUCAGGAGAGCAACCCAUGGAUGUGUCAACAGUGGAGCAAAUGGACACAAGCAGCAGCGGCACCUCCGAGGCCUCGGCGCCACUUCCCAUCAGGCACCCUUCGGGCAUCAAUGCGGGGCCCUACAAAAAGCAGGCCUACCCCAUGAACUCCAAGCGGCCCGAACAUCUUCGAAUGAAUCUAUGACGCUCGGCUUGCCUGCGAACAUUAGGACUCUUCCAAUUCCUCCUCUCCUUCCCUUUUAUCAUUUUCUUUCAAAGAGACUUGUAGAAUUUUUUUUUUUAAAAAUUGACUGACACUGUCAACACCGAUCACCAGCUCUUCCAGCAGCGCCUUCCCCUCUUUGGCCUCCAAAAAACCCUCCUGACUCAGCCUGGCCUCCUCAGCCUGCCACAGAUAAUCAGCCGUUAACUGCAGAACAGUGGAUAUAAAAAGUCUGCACACCCCUGUUAAAAUGACAGGUUGCUGUGAUGUAAGAAAAUGAAACUAAGAUAAAUCAUUUCUGAACUUUUUCCACGUUUGAUGUGACCUAUAACCUACAAAAACAAAGUGAAACACUCUCUUAUAACCUCUUUUAACCAAUCACAUUCAAACUCAUUUUACUAGUAGUUAGUAUACACCUGCCAGCGAUUAAAGUGACUGGUUAAGCCCAGAUAAUGUUCAGCUGUUCCUGGAGGACUUGUUCCUCUUCUUGGUUGCAUCCAUGGUCCACAAAGAGCUUCCUAAGCAUGAAGGGGAUCUCACCGAUGAAAAGGUACCAAUCAGGAGAGGGGCACAGAUGAAUUUUUAAGGCACUAGCUAUACCAUGGAGCUCAGUGAAGACAGUCAUCAACAACUGGAGAAAAUAUGGCACAACAGUGACAUAGCCAAGACCAGGAAGUCCGUCCAAAAAUGGAUGAAAAGACGAGGAGAAAACUGGUCAGAGCGGCUGCUAAGAGGCCAAUGGCAAAAUGAAAGGAGCUGCAGGAAUUUCCUGCAAGCUGUUUGCUCCAUGUGCUACAUGUGACACAGCAGUCUCCAGUAUUCUUCAUAUGUCUGGGCUUUGGAGUAGGGUGGCAACAUGGAAGCCUUUUCUCACAAAAACUAAACAUCCAAGCCUGGCCCCAACUUUGGCUUUUGUCAGGGUGGAAUGAAUUAUGAUUAACUUCAGAUACCAGUGGGUUUUAGUACAAACCCCUCAGGCGUCUGCUAGAAAGCUGAAGGUAAAGAGGAAUUUCACCUUUCAGCAUGACAGCAACCCAAAGCACACAUCCAGAUCAACAAAGGAGUGGCUUCAAAAGAAGAUUAAAGGUUUUGGAACAGCCCAGCAAGAGCCCAGACCUGAAUCCAAUAGAAAAUCUGUGGGGUUACAGGAGGCCUGUGCGCAGGAGAUGCUCUUACUGUCAGAAAAUCAGAAGUCGCCUCAUCAGAAGUCAGAAGUACUAGUUUGUGGGUGUUUACAAUUAUGCAACCAGAUUAUACGUUUUUAAAUGUUUUUCAACAGUUUCGGUUUGUUUUUCAGUUUAAUCUUAUAGGUUAUAGGCCACACUAAAGGGUGGAAACAUUUCUGAAAUGAUAUAUCUUGGUUUUGUUUUUUAUGUUACAAAAGCCUUCCAUUUUAACAGGGGUGUGUGGGCUUUUUGUAUCCACGGUGGGUGUGCUGUCAGUCUGAAGAGUGGUGUGAGAGAGGGGUGCUUCUCAAUGAAAGUUUGAUUUGCGUGUUUGGCUGGGUAAUGCCAGCUGAUGAGUGGGCUGAGGUGGUUUCGGUGUACUCAACUGGCAUUAUCGUAUGAUUUUACUGGUGCUCUUUUAUCCUCAAGUCUGGACAAUGUUACUUUUAAUGUUUAUGACUAGUUGCCUCCAUUUACAGCGAACAGAAAUUGUUUUUGUUUUUUUUUUAUUUCUCCCUGAACAUGCCAGGCUUGUGUAGUUUGUUUGAUGAUCACUUUGUGAUAAGAACCUGCAGGUUACACUGUCCGUAGGUAGAGUUACUGCAUAACAAUUCCACGAUGAACACAGCAUUCCUUUAUGUUUGAGGAAGUGAAUCACUUUGCCUUUGUCACUGGAGCGCGUGGUCAGGGGCAGGUGGGGCACGACUUUCGGAGAAAAGCAGCUGUAAAAAAAAAAAAAAAAAUAUUCAGAUGAAGGCAUCUCUUCCA
Molecule: messenger RNA, 3654 nt
Organism: Toxotes jaculatrix (banded archerfish)
Lineage: Eukaryota; Metazoa; Chordata; Actinopteri; Toxotidae
Gene: rps6kb1a
Product: ribosomal protein S6 kinase b, polypeptide 1a
Exons: 15
Coding region: 173-1702 (509 amino acids)
Biological process (GO): protein phosphorylation; signal transduction
Molecular function (GO): ATP binding; protein serine/threonine kinase activity
Source: RefSeq, a predicted model, not a curated record